Coregonus sp. 'balchen' is the source of this 13980-nucleotide messenger RNA. The record is from the annotation of a GenBank genome assembly. NCBI's taxonomy places the organism in Eukaryota, Metazoa, Chordata, Actinopteri, Salmoniformes, Salmonidae.
GCUUGCACUGGCAUUGACGACAUUGCAGAGGCAAUCACGCUCUUAGAACUCAAUAAUUGGGAUUUAGUGGUAAGUUCAAACAUCAGUAGGUCAUACGAACCAGAUUAAAUGUUCUUCUUUUAAAUUGGUAGUAUAUUAUCUAUUUAUUUUGCUAUUCAAAUUAUGUUGAACAACCUGGCCAGCGUAGCGACUAUAGCCUUUAGUGUUGCACGUACCCUUGAGUAAUGUGAGUUAUAGGUUUAUAUUUAAAAAAUAUAUAUAUAUAUUUCAGUAUGUGCUUUACAGUGAUAUUACUGUUAUGUUGUAGUUUCUAGAAUAUUAUGCCUGCAUUUUUGUUGUUAGUUCAAUCAAUUAAAUGCAAAUCAUUGAUUUUGCAGUUGGAAAGCUAUGUAGGCUAAUGUCUAGUGAUAGUCCACUUACUCUAUGCAAACAUACAUUUUAUCAAAUGUAGAGCUAUUUAUAUAAAAUGAUGGCCUAGGUAGGCCUAAUUCACAAUUCUCUACUCAUGACAUCCACAAAGGCUUAGUCUACAUGGUGAACCUGACUAAAUCAAAUCAUGCUACAGUACAACUGAGCACUGGCACUGCUGCUUUCUAGUUACCACAAAGACCAGGGAAGUUUUUCCAAUGCCUCGCAAAGGGCACCUAUUGGUAGAUGAGUAAAAAUAAAAAUAAAGCAGACAUUGAAUAUCCCUUUGCGCAUGGUGAAGUUAUUAAAACAUGCAUCCUGUUUGCAACAAGGCACUAAAAUAAUACUGCAAAAAAAUUGUCAAAGCAAGUAACUUUGACAAAGCCUUAUGAUUUUGCCCAAAUCCAAUACAACGCAUUACUGAGUACCACUCUCCAUAUUUUCAAGCAUAGUGGUGGCUGCAUCAUGUUAUGGGUAUGCUUGUAAUCGUUAAGUACUGCGUAGUUUUUCAGGAUAAAAAAGAAAUGUAAUGGAGCUAAGCACAGGCAAAAUCCUAGAGUAAAACCUGGUUCAGUCUGCGUUCCACCAGACACUGGGAGAUAAAUUCACCUUUCAGCAGGACAAUAACCUAAAACACAAGACCAAAUCUACACUGAAGUUGCUUACCAAGAAGACAGUGAAUGUUCCUGAGUGGCCGAGUUAUAGUUUUGAUUUAAAUUUGCUUGAAAAUCUGUGGCAACUAACUUGACAGCAGUUGAAGAAUUUUGAAAAUUAUAAUGGGGAAAUAUUGUACAAUCUGGUGCGUAAGGCUCUGAUUUUACCCAGAAAGACUCCCACCUGUAAUGGCUGCCAAAGGGGUGUGAAUACUUAUGUAAAUGAGAUAUUUCUGUAUGUCAUUUUCAAUAAUUUUGGUAAAAUGUCUAAAAACAUGUUUUCACUUUAAUUAUUGGGUAUUGUCUGUGAAAUGGAUGGGUAAAAAUAUAUUUGAUCCAUUUUGAAUUCGGUGUAUGCACUGCAAGUACCGUAACAUUUAAAUGGUUUUUUUCCGUUUUGAAUUAUAUUUGCGUCAAGUGACUCACAGCCACACGCAUGGCUGCAAAAGGUUGCAUUUGAAAUUCAAAUCCGUCAUUCUAUUGGCAGGAACUGGCAGUAGACUGUUAAGGGAACAUUUUACUGUAGGUUAUCAGGAUUUGAAGUUGGAACACGCAUGCUUCCAGGAAUGUAAUAAGUUGCAACACAUUUUAUUCCAUGGUCUUUUCUCUCUUUACAGGCGGCCAUCAAUGGUGUGAUACCACAAGAGAAUGGGAUCUUGCAAAGGUAAUAUGCCAGAAAUGACUGUUGCCUCUUCAGAAGAGUCAAUUAAGUGUUCACUGUGCAAAUUUUGUCAGUUGGCUUUGGUCAGAUUUGUGAGGAAUGGAUAAUAAAAUGUAGCCGGUUUCCUAAACAUCCACCCCACUGCACUAAUGUUGAGACCAUAUUGCAUGAAGUCAAUGAUGACUUACGCCAAAAUAGGAGAAACAACUUUUACUGGAGGCAAGUAUAGUGCCACAGUUAAAUCCAUACGCAAAAACGGAACAGUAUGUCAGCUAUUGCUCAUGCCUCAACGUUUCAAUAUUAACCUAACUGUGUCCUGUUCUUACUCACUUGAAAUAUCUGCAUAAAUGGAAAUCAUGGCCAGCAGCUUCAAACUACCAUUGAACACGCUCUUCAUGUACUUUCUGUAAGCACAGGUACGGGCAAUGCCUUGAAAACCUUGUUUUGCUGAACUGAAUAUAGAACAGUACAUCAUUUGUAUGAACUUCUGCUAGAGAUUAUAGAAAUGUCAUAGUAUCUGGUAUCACUCACAGUGAAAGCACAUUUUAGAGAAGUGGUGGUUACUUUUUCAUGCUCCUGUAAAAUAAAAUUGUUCUCUUCUCAAAAAAGCAUAUUUUCAUCAUUUUAUAAUGUGCAGCUUUGGUCCAUCGUCUAUGUGUAGGCCUAGAUGUUUAAAAAAAAGUAAUAAAUAGCUUUUUUUUGUUUGUUUUUUUGUUGUAAAGCUGCAAUAGGCCUAACCUUAGUGUGGCCUGAUGAGGAUUGCUGCGUGAUGUAGAUUCAGGACACGUAGUAAACCGCAACAUCAGUUUAAUGAUUGCUUUCACAAGCGCACUUGACCUCUUGAAGAUGUAGCUCUGUUUCUUGUACAAAGCCUGUUGAGUAGGCACAAACUGUGACAAAUGGAGGAACAACAAGGAAACAAUUGUGAUCAUCAGUGCAGGAAAUUGAGGCUUUGGAUCUCAUUUCCCCAGGAAGCUCAGUUUCAUGUUAACUCAGUCAAGAUUUCAACACCAAUGUAGCCGGAAAUCAAGCAACCAGAUUUCUAGCCCAAAGCUGGGCAAUAUCAGGUGAAAGACUAGUAUUUCUGGUGGUGGUUAUAGUUUGAGAUGAUAUUCAAGGUAGAGAGAUUGUAGGCGUGUUAUUGCUUUGAAUUACUGAAUUUCAAUGGUAGGGAGAAAAAUGGAACAGACUGUAAGCUGUGAUAGUAUUUGAUAUGUUAUUUUAGUAUACAGUUGUAGGUAUCAACAUAAUCAAAAUAGUGUUUUGGGAAAGAGGAUAAAUCCAGAAAAAAAGAGAUCUUGCCAAAAGCUGGAAUUAAGAGUGUUACUAACUGAGAAAAGCCUCUAAGAGGCAUUGUGCACGAAGUUUUUGCUCAACGGUCAGUCAGCACUCAUGAAUACACUGAGCUGAAGAACAAAUACAUUCAGGCUGGGCACAUUCUGUUAAACGGUUUAUUUUGCAAGUUUCUUAAGACUUUGGGCAUGAGAACAUGGUUUUCUUAAGGGCACACAAUUAUGAAUGGAGCCUGGCAGCGUGACUUGCAGCCAGCCCGUAUACUAAGUAGCUGGCACCAGGCUGCUCUCGUAGGAUGGCACUCCUCCACAGUAAACGGCUCCAUUGAGGUGACCAGAGCCAGCUGGAGGCUUGCUCUCAGCCACAAAGCCAUAUCCUGCUCCACAUUGAAUAGGUGGAGAGUGCCAUCUAGAUGUAUGACAUGGAACAGCCGUUUUAUUUUAAACACUCCUGACUGUAAACGAUCCUUAGUAUCAAUGUGCCAAAUUUGUAGUGACGUGAAAUUACGAUACUUGUUGUAAUCUGAACCUUCCAUCACAUUCCAAGUGAAAUGUGUAGCAUACUGUCCAUGGUGAAUUUUGACCUCAUUUUUGUCACGCCAUAUAUAUAUUUAGUCAUUGGUUGUGUCUACGUGUGUGAUGAAGUUAGAAGCUUCACAAUGAAUUAGGCCUAUAAUGUGAUAGAUGGGCCGGUCUCAAAAACACCAACAUCUUCUAUGAUGGAUAUGUAUGAUAAUAAUAAGUUAGUUCUGCACCAAGGUUGAAACUGAAGUAUCUGUGCACUGGUUUUCUCAUUUGUGUAGCUACAGGAAGUGUUCAUUCGCGCUAUUUCCAGUUUCAGUUUUAAACAUUUACUAGGUAAUGGUGGAUUACCUCAAACUGUCAAUGUGAACGGUUUGCUGAUGUAGGGCUGGCAAUAUAUCGAAUUUGAUUAAUUCGAAUGUAUGUUUUUGCGCGAUAUUCCAAAUGCCUGUAUCGCAAAAAUCUAGGUUUUGUUAUUUUUCUUUUUAUGAUCGUUUAUGUCAGCUUGUUCUCAUGUUGUGAGCUUGGUCUCGUCUUCUUUGGUUAGGGCACCUUCCGAUUUACACCAGAGAUCUGUAUAUGAUGACGAGAUGCACGUCUCCGCCCUAACCAUGCUAGUCGGGAAAUAAGCCCAUAGAAAUACAUUAUGCAUGAUGUGUCACACUGCAUGAGGCGAAUUGUGGUCACACCAGAUACUGACUUGUUUUCUGAUCCAUGCCUCUAUCUCUCUGCUCUUCCACCUAUGAUGGUAUGCCUAAUUUCUGGCUGUGGGUAACUCAAAGCCUGACCUAUGUCUUCUGUUUUAUGGUAUGAUGACUGUUGUUUUUAUGCCUUAUGAUGUUAUGAUGGAACAUUGGAGUUCUUUCUGUGACAAUUUUAUGUGGCCUCAGAAUCCCAACGUCUUUAACCUUUUGGUAUUGUAAUCAGGUGGGAUAAAUACAGCCUUUGUGCAAGGCCUUGGCACCCUGCUCCCCCUCCAAGCGCGAUAUGUGCUGACCCCAGAGGAAGAGAGAAGCGUCUUUGUCUGGGUUGGGAGAGAGAAAAUACAUUAUUUACUGCCAUGUGGGACUGGGGCUCAGGGGAAUUCAGGCCCUAGACAUAGAGGCCCUAGGGAGAGAGGCUGAAAAAAAAGACUUUUUUGCACUGUGGCAGACAAUUCAAUGUCUGUUGGGCCCAGCCCAUAUUAUCCAUGGUGUGAAGGCUGUUUACACUGACUCAGAAACUGUUUGUAUUGCUGCUGAGUGGCCGUCCGUCGUUGCCUCAGAAUUUUUUUUUUUUUGGAGGGGGGCGUGCUCUGAUUUCGUGGUCUUAUCCGUGGUAUUUUCUAAGAAUAACAUUGUAUUUUGGUGGUUGAAACAAAAGGAAAGAAAGACUGUAAACAAUUCAAUUAUGCUCUCUGUGUUGCUCUACAUCAGUGGGAUUCAAAGUUGUGGUUGCGACCUCACUAGGGAAUGGCAGUGGGGUUGCCAUUCAUAUAAUAAGAAUUAACCAACAUUUAUUUUUGUAUGAUUUUUUUGUUCCCCAAUUUUUCUUUGGACUCCAGAUUAUUUUAUGUGAAAUGGGAUACAAAUGUAAUUGAAAAAUAAUUUUAAGGUUGUCAUUAGAUUUGUGGUGGGUUGCCAGAAAUUCUGGUGGGGGAAAAAUAUGGGUUCCCUGCUGGAAAAGUUUUUUAAUAACACUGCUCUACAUGAUGCUUCCUCUUCGUCUGACCCUUUGCUAACUGUCACAGUAACUUCUCCAGCGUGGCUUCCCAGGCCAACAUCUAUGGACCUCACAGCCACGCAGAGGCAGCAGCGGCUCCACCAGCGUCCUCCUCGUCUUCCCCCUCCUCUCCCCCAUCCUCCUCCUCAGCCUUCUGCCCCGCCCUCCCCUCCCGACACAUUGUGGAGCGGCAGCCGCGCAUGCUCAACUUCCGGGUGGAGUACCGCCAGCGCACUGUGGAAGUGGUUGUAGAGGAGGGCAGCGCAGUCGGUGAGGAGAUGCUCUCACCAUACACUACUCAUACUAUGGUUCCUACACGAACAUUCAACUAUGGGCCUACACAUCACAUACCCUUACUGCUUGCUUACUCUGAGACAAUGUGGGUGUUACAGAUGUGGUGUUAGACAACCCAAAAUAUUGUCAGUUCCUGGUAAAAGAAGCGAUGUUGGUCAAAUGAACCUCACAAUAAAAAUACGACACUAAGGUAUAGUGCUUUAGUCUUUAGACUUUAAUCCCUUUCUCAGAAUCUAAACACUUUUGUAACCAGUUUUGAAACAAUUUUUGUUGUGAAAAUAAUGUAGUGUUAAACGAUUAAUUAAGCAUAUGUUUGCGCCCCAAUUCUGUAAUUUGACUUUGUAUUGAAAACAACAUAUUUGAAGAUUUUGUGUAACUUGUCUUUUACUGCCAUCUAAUGUUGAACUGCCAUUGCAAUUACAUUUUGUAUUUUUUCCUUUAUUCUUUGUAGGGGAAAUCAAACAGAUUCUGGAGACGGAGCUUCAGGUCCCCGUAUCAAAAAUGCAGUUGAAAGGUUGGAAAAGUGGAGACGUAUCUGACAGUGUGAGUAUUGCCCUCAAAAUAAUUGUUUUGAUAAUGGAAUGCCUCUUCAAAUAAGCAUGUUUAAACCAUCUCUCUGCAAAAUGUUUUGCUUUAUCUUAAUUUAUUUUUCACAAUGGUGAAACAAGAGGUUUCACAAAUGUCAACAAGAGGUUUCACAAAUGGUUUCAAGAGGUUUCACAAAUGUCACCCACACCCAUCUAGUGGGGAUGGAUACAGUACCACUGUGCAUUAUUAAUUCGUCAGUCCCUGUGUCCUCAGAUGGUUCUGCAAAGUUUACACUUGCCCAAGAACAACAGCCUGUAUGUGCUGACCCCAGAUAUCUCCCCCACUGCCAGCACCAGCCAAAACAGGUAACUAACUUCACUCACUUUCACUUACUCACACAUUUUUUGUUUUCAGUCAUUUUCACUUAGUUGCUCAUUUUUUUUGUUUUCAGUCGUGUUAUCUGCAGCACAAUUAUUGUAGAAUACCCUCCCAGCAAAAGCAUUAUUGCCUCUGUAUCUUGGUAAAAUAGACACUGCCACUUUUUCUGAUAUGGAAAUAUGCAUUAGCAUUGACUGUUAGUGUUGCCCACGUUUUCAUACAUGUUGAACACUAGGUGGCACUAUACACCUAAUAAUGGUACAAUUGUUUCUGGACUACAUACCACACCAUGAGUAUUAUACCAUAGAUUUCAAUGUGAUUGGAAUAUUUACAAAGAUAUUUGACCUUUUGUGCACAGAAGGUUUCUGUCAUGUAUUUUGACAUUUAAAAUGAAAGGCUACUGCAAUACUCUCUUUGUGCAGAGUAGCUGCAGCUCAGUUGGUAGAGCAUGGCGCUUGCAACGCCAGGGUUGUGGGUUCGAUUCCCACGGGGGCCAGUAUGAAAGAUGUAUGCACUCACUAACUGUAAGUCGCUCUGGAUAAGAGCGUCUGCUAAAUGACUAAAAUGUAAAUGUAGUGUAAAUAAUGGUUUUCAGAGGUGUAUUUGUAUCAAUUUCAUAGCUUUCACAUUGUUGCUGGAAAUGUUAUUUUCCUAUACCAAUAGUAAAGCACUUUCACUUAUGUAAUAUCAAGAGACAUUUGAGAUUCAUUGAGGGGGAUCCAUUAAGCCACUCUAGAAGGUCAUUCUACCAAGCUUUAUGAAUCCAAGGAGGGUUUAGCAACCUUUCCAUCUAAAAUGUCAAACUACUCAUCAUUGAGCUAUAAUCCCAUCACAAAGGCUGGUUUUGUGUCUGAUCUAUAAUAUGCCAUUUAGCAGACGCUUUUAUCCAAAGCGACUUACAGUCAUGCGUGCAUACAUUUUUUUUUGUGUGUAUGGGUGGUCCCGGGGAUCGAACCCACUACCUUGGCGUUACAAGCGCCGUGCUCUACCAGCUGAGCUACAGAGGACCACAUUGAUCUGAUUGAUGAUCUGAUCUGAUUUCUCAUCUGUAUCAGCCAGGUAAAGUUCAUACUAAUAAGGAAAUCCCACCCCUGGUAAUAAUGCUCUCUGGUGCACCUGCUUGCCAGCAUGGCACCAAACCAAUAAGGCUUGUUAGGAUUUGGUUGAACACUUAUACAAUCUUUAUCUGAACAUACUUUAGCAACAUCAGAUUUAACCAAAUGUAGAGAGAGAACCGUGUUAAAGGCAAGGCACUAAUUGUUGAUGAGCUGUAGUGCUGUUGGAGUGUGUCCGUGGUCGGUUGUAACAGGAGGGCAUGGGUCUGUGUAAUUAUGUGUUGAUUAGGGAGGCAGUCGGGGCCCAGUGGGGUUACUGAGGAGAUAGAGACGUGGCACUGCCAUGCAUUAUGAAAAGCCAGUCCGGCUCUACACCAGUCACUGUGCACCGACGUGUGUCAGACUGGAGGACCGGUCGAAAUACAAUUGGUCUCAUGUUUCUUCCCCCUGUGUUCCUCUCAGAACACGUUGAAUCAGACACAGAGAGACUGGCAGAUACCGGCAUGGGUCAAGUAUUGCAAUGCCUUGUAUGGAUAGAGUUUUGUAAUAUCUCACAGAUAUGUAGGGGGUUGAUAUCCAGAAAGAAAGAAUGCUGCUGCUGCUGCCGUUGGCUGUGCUGCUUUGACAACCAGUAAGUAGAGGUUUGACGGUGUAGCAGGCAGCUAAUGGCCAUUUUCUGGCUAACUGUGCAAACUGCGGUCUCUUAGUGGCACAAUUUCCUAUUUUCGAAGUGUUAUCGCUAUAAUGUUCAGUGUUAGGAGCUCAUUAUCUUCCAUAAACUAUUUUGGUGGAGUUAGCGGGGGUGUUUGGCGACCCUGUAGUCAUCUUUGCUGCUGAAAGAGGAUGUCGAUCACACCGCUCAGAGGAGCAGGCCUCCUGCAGGGAGGGCAGGCAAGCCGUUAGCACAGCAGCAUUAAAAAUAACCUUAGCAGCGCAGUCACCGAGCUGCUAGUCUGCUGCUGUCAGAGAGCUGACAUCCCCACCGCUCUGCCAAACCCUGUAUUAGGCCUAAUACCUGCUGAAACGGGAGACUGACUGGGCUGACAAGGCACUACUAGCAGGGCUACCUUGGGUACUACCUUUUAUAUCACACAGGGAACAACUGAGACGUACAGUAGCCCCUUUUUAAUUGUACUGAGGAGGGUAUAUUCAAGCCUGCGUAAUUCUAACUGAAAUUAGACUUUGUGGUUGGUAGCAAGCUGAAAAGCCAAUGAAAUAAAGUAUAAGUUGGAAAUAAUAUGUAGGCCUAAAUAAAUUGUGCUUAUUAUAUGGCAUUAACACUUUUAUAUUACUGCUUAACUGUUUUAAGUUAUGGAAGGCAGUUAUAUUUGGUGGUAAUGUAUUUAUUCAGAAAUAAUCAUAUUUACUACAUGCUGGAAUAGACAUCAGUAUUUAGUACUUCACUAAUAUUUGUGUAUAUUACUAUGCCUGGAGAACUUAUGUCCAUAUUUAAUUUACUCAUUGCUUGAGUCUAAAAGAGAACAUUGUUCCUCUGAUUUAGUUCCUAUUCCUUUGUAAUAAUUGGGAGCAGUUUCUGAAAAUGGGACAUAACUUAACAAAUAAAAGACACAGUAGGCAAUUACUUCAAAGCACAUCUCUGCACACAUUAACCAAACAGACUAAUCAAAUAGUUAUCACCAGGCCCACUCAUUUGAAUCCUCUGUUUGAUAAUAAAUACAUUUGAGAUUUCAGACAAGCUCUCCCUCAAAGGUAGUUACAACGAUCUACUCCUGAGCCAAACAAACAUUUCCCGGUGUCUAUGUUGACUGAUGGUGAAUAUAGGAGGCUUUCUAGAUGGAGCUAAUCUCUUGCAUAAAUAAUGUAGGGAGAUGAAUAUUUUAAUGUGACUCAUCUAUUUCUGUUGCUUCCAGGAAGUGUGUUUAUUGAAGGUUAUUUUAAUUUGAACUCUGCAUGUGAAAUACAAAUGCAUCAUUAGACAUUUGGUAUUUAUUUGCCGCGUCCCUCCCUCUCUCCCCAGUCUGUUAACCCCUCAGAGAUACUGAUGCCUCAGAUGCUGGCUGGCCAAAAGCACAGGGAACUAUUAACAAUUAGUAUGCUGAUUUAGUCUUGAGACAAAAUGGCAGACCAAGACAUACCAGAUAAUGGGAGAUUGUGUAUUUGCCUUAAUUUGCCUUUGUAGUGGAUGUAAAAUGUGGAGGAAAGAAGGUUCUGCAUGUCUGUCUGCCUGUAGUUUUGACCUCUUUAGAUCAUAUGUCACAGAUGAGAUGGUCAGUGUGUGUAUUGUGAUGUUCUAAAGUGAAGGAAAAAGUUUGUGUGUCUGGCAUGGCUAGUUUAAUAAUGUCUGUGUGUCUGCUCUGUGCCUGGGGACCCUCAAUGAGGCAGGGAGGCUUAUCUCAAAAUGAAACCAAUCUGUUGAGACUCCUCCUCUCCUGCAAAACUGUUUAUUUUCUGUCUAUAAAUCUAAGUGACAUUUUACUUGGAGCACCUCAUGCCGUGUCAAGUACUCCUGAGAGGACGGAGCCCGGCCCGGUGUCUCCAUGUAUAGAGUGCACUGACGGCUGAAGCAAACACUGACGUAACCCUUAAGCCCUCACAGCAGGAUGGCCUGAUGGGAGUCAAGUGUAGAGAAAACAUGAGAGGAGCUGAAAGCACUUUUGUUGAGUUGGUAGUAUGACCCCAGAAGCAAAGAUAUUAAUUAUCCGCCAUAGGUUUGCAUAGAUCUUUUAUCUCAAUACGACCAACUUGCAGGAAGCCAAAUAGCUAAGUUACAGAGGAGACAAAUACCUCACAGUAUGGACCUCAUAGUCCGCUCAUGUUCAAAGUGUUUACUGUGUAAAGCCAUAAGUACCCAUUUAUUAUUAUUGCGGUCUUCACAACGGCUUAUGGUAACGCUACAACACAGCUACCCACUUUUCCCUUUCGCGGUUUAGUCUGCCAGCAACAAUCAGGACUGUGUCCAAACAAAUCAUGGCGAUAUUAGCUUGAUCCCCUGUGUGUGAGUCCCCAUUCCUCUCUCUCUCCUGCCUGCCUGUCCCUGCUAAACUCAUUAUAUAUGCAGUCCUUCCACACCACACAUUUUCAAUCUUCCCGGUUAGCUACAACAAACAUAACAUUUACAUAUUGAUUUCGUAGUUUUAGUCAAUGUAAAUAUGCCGUCAUUACAGUACAUUUGAGCUUCUGUUAACAUAAGCUCGUCCAGAUCUGCACAGAUUAAGGCAGUGCUUGCAUAAUUAAUGUGUGUGCUACAUAUUAAUUCUGACUCUCCUCUUCCUCCUCGCUUGGAUUUGAGCUCUGAUUAACUGCCUGGCUUGAACUAAGCUCCCGAUUCAUAUUCACGAACACAGACUGAGCGUUUGCUCAAACCGCUACUUAACCUCAACAUUUUAUUAUAAGUGAAGCUUCCAAAACUUGAAUCUCUCUGUGAAGCACACAAAGUAUCUCCCUGUUCUGCUGCACAUAUCCUCAGUCAUUGCCCAAAGCUGCAAGCUAGGACCCAGCACUCUCCACCUGUUUGCCCUUAAAAACCACACUGGCCCAAUGUAUAGGUUCAGAGAAAAGACCCUCUGAGAAAUCAAUACAUGCCCUUGACUUCCAGACCAGCCAUGUGUUGUGGGGAACAGGUUGUGUGUGGGAUGUCCCUGCUGUGUCCCUGUGUCCUGGCCACCCCAUGCUGGGUCAGGGAGCAGGCUAGAAGGCUGCUGGGGGCUGUUGAGCAGCACAGGGUUCCCAGCACCAGGCGAGGCCUGUCUGGACAGAGACCGAGGAGUGGGCACGAGCCCCAGGGGAAACGCAGGGAGCCACAGCACUGCAGGGAUAAGUGUCUGACAAGUCUCUGCUUGUUCUCCGCUUGACUCUGAUGUUUUCAUUUUUUAUUCCUCCCUCUCCAGCGUUCUCCAGGAGUCGUUAAAUCAGAACUUCCUGCUCAUCAUCAGCCACCGUGAAGCCCAGAGAGACUACAACCUCAACUUCCCCGGCAGUAGAACCAUACAGGAGGUGGGUCUCCCUCUGUCUCUACACAUAAUGUCCUGUCAGUACUAGAAGGGCCUCAAGAUAUGGCAUUCUACCAGUAAGAUAGUUGUAUGGUUUGAUAAUAUUACAGUUCUUAGAAAACAUAACUGCCAUCACUAAAACAUAACUGCCAUCACUGAGUAGGAACAUUUUAAAUAUUAGAAUUUACUAUACAAUUCUAAUAAACUAUAACUGCAAUCGCAAAGUUUUGCUCAGCCAUGUUGCUACAAUAGGAAUGAAUAUCAAUAUUCAUCACGAAUGCUGAAGUUUACACACAAUUGCUCAUACAGCUGUGGUGCAUUGUUUGCUUGCUGCGGCACCUCAAGAGGGUAGAUCUUAUUUUUAUUCUCCAAGAUUAUCUAUCCAUCAGGUCCACAUUGCCAGAGACUGUCUAAAUGGCUGGACGCUGUUUGAUCUGAGGACAAAUUGGCAUUUGUAGGCAACAUUGUGGGAAAUGUGUUUGUGUAGUGGGGGUGACAGUGGGGGCAGGGAACGGGCCUGCUAAUUUUCUCGAUCUGAAACCAAACACUGGAUUUGGUAGCAGAUUAAAUAUUCAUACUGGGACCACCAACUGCCUAUUUGCCCCUUUCACUUAUGACAGUCUCAGCUACAGUUUGAUUUGAGGGUUGAAGGGAGUUGGGUGGGUGGACUGCCUUGGAGUCAUCAGUGCAUCUCAGUUGCUCUCUUUUCAUCCAUUGCAGCUUUAGCCUCGAGUGUUUCCACUUCAAGUUAGCUCAGAGAACCAAAACAGUGUUCUAUUAUAAGGAUGCACCUCUUCCUCCUGUUUUUAAUAGCAUAUGCAAAUCUGAAAUGUCUCCAUUAAUUAUUAGCAGGAAGUCAGUUCCACGUUAAGUGUAACAGGCUCCCCAUGGACUGACAGUGUCACUGAAAUCCCUCUUUCUAAUGAGAUCCAUGCCGGGGUACAUGGCGUACUCAAGGAGUAGCCUCCUUUUGAAGUUUGAAUCAAAAGUUCGUUAGGAAUGUUGAGACUGCAAUGACGUCUCUGACAGUCCCAAGGCAGAGAACAAUCUGAUUAAGAAAAAGGAAGAUGAUACUCAAAUACCAAUGUAUCACCAUUGUGGUGAAGUUAUUUUCAUGUUAUUCUGCACAUGUCAAUGGCAGCAUUUCCGCUACUGGUGACUCUAGCGAUGCCAAAAUGCCAGUGAGUGGUUAUUGUUUCGGUCUCUCAUAAUUAGCCAAACUGCAGACAGACAGUAUUGUUGUGUGGCGUUGGUGCAUCAGUUAGAUUGGUUUCAUGGGUCCCAGCAUCCCCUGCUCUCAGUGCUUCCGCCUGUAUGGCGCUGGUGACCAUUACUGUAAUCAGCCUACUUGAAGGGUUUGUAAUGGUGCUAAUUGAAGAGAUUAAUACGGCAGCGGUGGAGUGGGGGCGGCCUCUCCCCUUCCUCAGGCAGAUGGUUUUGAUGAGCGCCCACUGUGAACCUUAAGUGUUUCUGCUGGGAUUACAAACACUGAGGAGGGGUCCCUGUUGUGAGGUGGGGGGGAAAGAAAGGAGGAAGAGGCUGGUAGCUUGGUGGGGGAGCUGGAAAGGGGACAAAGCGAAUUCAAACAGGCCUCCAUGUCCUCACGCAAGCUUGUCUUUAGGCAUUCUGUUGCCUCAGAGAAAAUGAGGCCAAGCACCUUUAUCCCCCUGUACAUCGAUCUGUGGUUCAGUGCUUGUUGGGCACUUAUUUACUGUUUGGUCAACGUUUAUUGCACCAAAACGUGUAGAACAUAAGGCAGAAUGCAGGUGAUGGUUAAAAAACUAGUGUGAUCGCUACAGGUAGAAAACUGCAAUUUAUAUCGUCAAGUGCCAAGCCUAAAGAACAUCAAAGGGUUUUGGAAUACUUUACAUAAAAUGACAUUCUUAAAAGUAGUGCAGGGAAUUAUGUAGUUUUGGUUGUCUAUUAAUUUACUUGCCAAGUAAAAGUUCUAACGUAAGGGAUUGUAUUGCAGUCAUGAUGGAGAUCUGAAAGACCAAAUAAGAAAGCAACAAAGAAGCAACACUAUAUUCAAAGAUGCCGGCCGCUCCCUUUUGCCCAUUCUGUCCCCAACCCGGCCACAUAUGGAGCCCACUGCAAACCAUCUUUCUCCCCCUCAUCCACUUUUGUCUUCGUUGAAGACUAGCCAAUGGUCUCUGCUUGUGCAUAUUAAUGGGGAGAGUCCUGUCCUCUUGUUUGUCUUUGCCAAAAGCUCUGGCUUUGCCUUGUGGCUCCCAGGGAACAGCUCCCCUCGCUCGCCACAGUUCGGCCUCGGGGCUUGGGCUCUGAUUGGCAUUCCCAGCCAAAAUGUGGGGGUACGCUAAGCUGGAGAGCAAAUGUUUGCCAGGAAAGUGGCGGGUAGAAUAGGGGUGGCCGAUGGGUCUGGAGUGUCCGUGACCAGACGAGUUGUCCGGGGGAUUUCUCCAGCCCCUGUCGUUUCUACUCUGCAGCUGGAGAGAUGAACGGAGGACAAAAAAGAAAGAGGGAGAGAUGGAGAGGGAGAGACUGAAAGAAAGGCAUCUGGUGCUGGAGAGCUUGUGA